Quercus lobata is the source of this 696-nucleotide messenger RNA. RefSeq lists its product as uncharacterized. The transcript is spliced from 2 exons. The coding region runs from base 1 to 696 and encodes 231 amino acids. The record is from RefSeq and is a predicted model, not a curated record. Lineage: Eukaryota; Viridiplantae; Streptophyta; Magnoliopsida; Fagales; Fagaceae.
AUGGUAUCAGAGCUUCCAAAUUCAUCAAUGGCUUCCAACGUAGUUGUAGAUUCUGAAACACUACCAACAGAUCCUUUGCCUUCAACGAAUUCUUCAACAGAUCCUUCGAUGACUACAUAUGGCAGAUCGAAUUCUAAUUCUUCAAUGGAUGAUCAAAAUUCCAAUCCACCAAGUCCUUACUUUCUUCCACCAUCUGAUAACUCUGUGAUUCUUGUUUCGCAACCACUCACUGGUCCUGAGAAUUACUUGACUUGGUCGAGAGCAGUAUUUCUCUCCUUGAGUGGUAGAAACAAAUUUGGUUUUGUCAAUGGCCAAAUCUCCAUGCCUGAUCCAUCUUCAUCUCUGUACAAUGCUUGGCACAGAUCAAACACCACCAUUCUUUCUUGGUUGGUGAAUUCCUUGAGCAAAGAGCUUCAAUUUAGUGUGAUGUACAUUCACACUGCUAGGGAUUUAUGGAUCGACAUGCAUGAUAGGUUUUCUCAGCCAAAUGCUCUAAGAUUCUUUGAAGUUCAGAAAGAAAUUUUGAAGCUUUCACAAGAUGCACAAAAGAAAGAUCAAGUUUUUCAUUUUCUCAUGGGGCUUAAUGAUAGCUAUGCUAAUCUUAGAAGCCAAAUUCUGAUCACUGAACCUCUUCCUGGCAUCAAUAAAGUUUACUCCUUGAUUUUGCAAGAAGAGAAACGUAGGCAGAUUGGUUAA